This is a messenger RNA of Morone saxatilis (striped sea-bass), 4684 nucleotides long. It is a transcript of the gene pcnx4, whose product is annotated as pecanex 4. The transcript has 11 exons. Gene Ontology annotation, cellular component: membrane. NCBI's taxonomy places the organism in Eukaryota, Metazoa, Chordata, Actinopteri, Moronidae. The coding region runs from base 218 to 3868 and encodes 1216 amino acids. The record is from RefSeq and is a predicted model, not a curated record.
GCCGAUGUUGCUUGGCUUUCAAGCGGUUAGCUCGCAGCUAAUGUUAACGCUGGCAAUUUCCGCCUGUUUCUCCAUAAUACUGCAUAUACCGUCAAGUAUUACACAAAGCUCAUCUGCAGUUGGGUAUUCUGCUGCUCACGACAGCGUCAUCGUGUAUGGGAAGAUGAAUGGACACCCUCCUUCAGCUGUGUGGAGAUGACCUGCCACCCCAUCGGGAAUGGUCAGAAUGGGGCCAGAUGUGCCCCUUCUUAAUGAGUACAAGCAGGAGUUCUUCUGGAAGCGCUUCCCUCAGACAGUGUUGGGGGGUCCACGCUUCAAGUUGGGCUACUGCGCCCCACCGUAUGUCUAUGUCAAUCAGGCAGUCUUGUUCUUGACACCAUGGCUUUUUGGGGGCAUCGGUACUCUGCUCUGCCAGCUGCAGCUGCUUCAGGAGCUCCACGCCACAGUGCUCUCUGGUAUGCUUAUGUUCGGGGCUGCAGCGGGUGUCCAGGCCCUGGCAUUGUAUGCUGCUCGGAGGAGUGGCACAGUGGAGAGACUCGGUGCGCCCAACAUUCUGGUUGAUGAAGAGGAAGUGGAAUUCACCCACUGCGUCAGCCCAGAGACUGUCCGAUUUAUUGCCCCUGGGAAGAGGUUUGGGCUCAAUGUGGUGCUGCACACAGUCCUAGCUGGAGUGCUCUGUGGCUUUGGGACAUGGUAUGUGUUCCUUGGCAGACUGACUGCUCUCUACGGCAGCAUCGGUGUCUCCCUGGUCGUCUUUGUCCUGAGUUGGGUGACGCUGUGUAUAGCUGAGUAUUCCCUCAUUGUAAAUACAGCCACAGAGACGGCCACUUUCCAGGCACAGGACACUUAUGAGAUCACCCCACUCACCCGGCCCCUCUACAUUUUUAUUUUCAUCGCUGUGGACUUGGCUGAUAGGUUCUCAGGCCCUGUCCCCGAACUCCAACUGGCCAGCCAGGUUCUCCAUGUGCUGUUCCUCUUCCUACCUCUGCUGUGGGCCCUAGGUAUCCUGCCUCCCCUGGACGCCCUGCUCCUCUGGGGAAUGGAGCAGGCUCUCGUGUUUGGCUUAGGAGGCUCGCCCAUGUCCAGCAACCUCAGGCUGCUGUUGAUGUUUGGUGUAUCUGCCGGCGUAGCUGUGUGUAAUUACUUCAUCCCGUCAACACUGGGUGUGGUUCUCUUCUCCAUCUCUACGGGAUUUCUGCUGAGUUUGGACCUCAGCCAGAUUGGCACACUCUGCACAGGUCCCAGGGCAGCCUUUGGGGACCGUGGAUUUCGCAGGGGAGGGUCACCACCUCCUCCUCCCAGUUCCUUUGGCUGGAAUCUGGGCUGCAGGGAGGUGCUGCUAUAUUUGAGCUUGCUGCUGGUGGCGAUGGCAGAGGCAGGGCUGUUGCAUCAUUUCCUCGGUUCAUCUCAGUCCCAGAGCUUGGUUACGGGACCCCAGGCUCCUGUUAGUUACCUCCUCCUCGUACUCUUCUGCCUCUGCUGGGCUCUCAGAGAGAUCCAGGGGGCCUAUGUAUUUGGAGGAGUGUUCCUCAAUCCCCUGUACCCUAAAGGCAUGUCCAGUGUGCAGACUUUCAAGCAGAAGAACAGAGGAUUAUACAUUGCUGCAGCCAUCAGAAGAGUCCUUCUUUAUCUUGUGUCUCCGUUUGCAAUGAUUGCUUUCCUGUCUAUGGACAAAUCUUUGCAGUUGCUCCACAGGGCUUCCCUCAGUGUGGGAUUCACACGAGCCUUUAGAGUGGUGUGGCAGAGUUCAGAAGAUGCUCUGCUGCAAAUGGUGGUUGUGGUCUUGAUGCGGCUUGCAGCUGGUAACAACAUGCUGCCAGGGUGGGACAACCUGGGCUCUGGAGUUCAGCUUCUUCUGGUGGGCCUCCUGAUUGACAGACUGACCCAGUUCUUUGCCAAGCUAAAGUUCACCCUGACUGUGUUGGUGACAUCUUGGACAGAGAAGAAGCAGCGCCGCCAGUCGGCUGGAACUCUCUUGGCUUUGAAUGCCUCCCUAUGCCCACUGCUGCUGGCGGUGGUGACCCUCUCUGCCCUGCUCUCGGCCCCUCUGCUGCCACUCUUCACCCUGCCUAUCUUCCUAGUGGGGUUCCCCAGGCCUCAGCGCAGUUGGCCAGGCCCCGUAGGUACCGCCUGUCCCUGCCCGGACUCCAUCUUCUACCAGCAGAUGAGUGGAAGUCUGGCCUCCGCUCUGAGGACGGCCUUUGCAAGAGGGUCACUGGGUUCUUUAGCCCCAGGCUCUCAUUUUCUUGGCCGCUUUCAGGACCGUAUGGUUUGGAUAAUGAUCCUGGAGAGAGGAUAUGGCUACUGUACAGUUAAUAUUAAGGGUCUGGAGCUGCAAGAGACAUCUUGUCACACAGUGGAGGCACGGAGGGUGGAUGAGGUGUUUGAAGCUGCCUUUGAGCGCCCUGAGCGGCUCGGUUUCACCCAGGGUUUGAACCUGCACUGGGGGAACGCCCUCACCCCUUGUGCUGCCCUUGCAGUGCGUGUGUACUCUGAUGCCCGAAAUGUUCUCUCUGGCAUUAUUGACUCUCAUGACAACUUGAGGAAACUUCAGGAUGACUUUCUGAAAGUGCUGGUCUGGUUGCUCCUCCGAUACUGCGUGCAGAAGCACAAAGGAUUUCUGUGGAGCAGUGAAGAAGGGCCAGGGGUUGGAGGCAGGAAGUCCCAGUCUUCCCAGUUGGCCCAGACCACUUGUACUCAGCCACCUGAAGCUGUUUUGGUGGAAUCCAAUGUGUCUUCUCUCAGGUUCAGACAGGACAGCUCCAGUUUGACCUCUUUUGGUGAUUGGUCAGAUGAGGAUGACUUAUUUGGACCUCAACCAGCCAGGCGGACAGUGGCAUUAGUGACUGCAGAGGCCCAGCCUGGACACACAGCGCCGCAGACAGGGGCCUCGCUGCCAGGCUCCGUGGAGAUGGACAGUCUUUUUGAAAAUAUGGCUCUCUCUGCCCUGCAGCCACUGCAGCCUCUGGGUCUGGGCAUUGGGAUGCCAGCAGUGGAUAAAGGCCGUAACCCAGAAGUCUUCAGAGAGAGUCCCGGUUCUCUUCCUCAGCUGAACUUCAGCUGCCCCCAGUCGGAGAUAUUCAACCUGCCAACAGGGUGGAGGACAGCACCUUUGCUACCAUCCCGCUUGCUUCAGCUCAGGCCUUUGUUUCCUGAUGACUGGUUUCGGUUCACCUUGGGGCAGUUUGGGCCUGCUGUGCAGGGCGAGACCUCAGAGGACAUGACCAAAGCCCUGAAGGAGGAUGAAGCCUUGAAAGAGCUGCACACACAGGUAGCACUUUCAUGUCUCAUCUCACUGGGGGCAGAGUCGGCCUUCACCAGUCCCAGUUACAUCUACAGACUCUACUGUGGAGAUAUACCAUGGACGGAAGGACUCGACUGGCUCUCUUCAAGUAAAGAACUUUACCAACUUGCACUUCGUGCUUUCAGGUUCAGUUUCAAGCUGCUGUUUGAUCAAGCAAGUCUAGGGCCCAUGGAGUCCCCUGAGGAAUUGUUCAGCACCUUGGAGGAAUAUGAAAGGGAUUGGUACAUUGGCCUGGUGACAGAGAAAGGCUGGCAUGACAGUGUGCUUCAGGAGAAACCCUUUUUAUUCUCUCUAGGACAUGACCUCGCUAUGGGUACAUAUACGGGGCGUGUCCUAUCCCUGCAAGAGCAGCUGGUGCAUGUGGGCCGUCUGAAUGGAGAGGGGGUGCGAGGCCAGUGGGCAAACCUUUCCUGGGAGCUCCUGUAUGCUACUAAUGACGAUGAGGAGCGUUACAGCAUCCAGGCUCACCCUUUUAUGCUAAGGAACCUCACUGUUCAGGCAGCUGAUCCCCCUCUUGGAUACCCCAUUUACUCCUCAGCCCCCCUUCACUUCCCCUGCCUCUGACCUGUGGCUUUCUUCUGCCCUUUCUGCUGAACAUACUCUGGAGAAGGAGCACAAUGCUUUUGAGUUGGUACUACCACAGCAAAAUGUCAAUUUCCAGAGUUAAUGGUUAUUAGGAAAAUCAUGUGGAAACUAUAGCAAAAUCAAGAGAAAACUUCAAUCAACUUUUGGAGUGUUACUUCUGAAACUUUGGCUCACAUGAGUUCAGAUAGGUAAUGUCUGUAUGGGAACCUACUUUGUUUUUCUUUUACAUUGAUAUGACUUUUUUGGUGCCUCAUUUCCUGCACCGCAGAGGAUGAAGCAGUGGCUUCACCACUGUUCUCUUGUAAGUUGCAAAAUCUUGUGUAACAGGUUUUAACUGACAAUGUGGACUACCUCCUUAGAACAGCACAUUAAAGAUGAAAAAUUCCAUUUGAACAUUUGUAUCUUGAAAGAGUCCCUGGUAGGUUUCCAACGAAGCACAUAUGUUUUGUGGUUUAUUAAUGUUUGUGCUUAAAAAGAAGUGAAUCAAUUUGCCCACCUCCCCUCUAGACAACACCUGCUGAAUACCUCUGGUUUUAUUGUACUUUUUUCAGAUUUCACAAUUUUCAGGUGAUUCCCCUCAAUGUCCACACAAACGGGACAAGAAUUUUAAUGUUUUGUUCAGAUAUCGAGGAUGUGCCUUGGAUAUGUCUUGCUGUAUGUGUAAGGUGUUUAGUGCUAUUGUUUUGUUUACAAUUCACUUGUUUACAAUUUAGAAUGAAGAGUUAAAUGAAUUUGUCCAUGGUCUCUUGUACAUAUUGUUAAUUUUUAUAUGUGUAACUGAAUAUAAUUAUAAUA